AUGAGUACAUUCUCUCGGGUCGUCUCGCGCCCAACCAACAAGGAACAGCUGAAGCCUUUCGCGUUCACCAAACCCACCUUCACAACAACAACACACACAGGCCUGGGCAUAUGGCAGCCUAGCUAUGCUGACCGUAUCACUCCGAAACUGUACAAACCUUUUGUUGGCGGGGAUUUCCACACAGACACGCUUUUCAAUCCUGUCUGGAGUCAAGGUGUUUACGCCGACAGUCUCAUGCAGACGCGACCGACUGGUGUGAGCGUACCGCCCAAUACGGCUUACGGUACUACCCCCAGCCCACCAUCUUUGCCGCAAGACGACUCCUCAACGGAGUACUCGUUCCUGUCCUCAUCUUCCCCGGAGGCCGACUCACCGCCCCCAACUGCCUUCUCAACCAUCGCCGUCUUGGGUUCGCCUGACAUGGACGGCGCCUUCGAGGACGACUACGAUCGCCCGGAGGCCGACCCCAACUUCAUCCGGAGGCUGCUCAGGCGCAGCAAGUCCCUUCGCCGCCAAGUUCGCAUGCGCGACGGCGACUUCCGCGACUCUGAUGAAGAAGACGACUACAGUGUGACGGCCGAGUGGAUCCCGGUCGUCCGCCCCGAGAUGCCCAAGAGGCGCGUCCCGACCCAGGGGGUACCCCGUCAGAUCGCCUACGACGCACGUUCCGACACCACCCCCUCGCGCCUGAGCCGACGUGUGAGGGUCCCUGCCCCAAUCGACACCUCCGGCCUGCGUGUGGCGAUCGCGGCGAAGAUCCUCCGCGACGAGUAUGAGCUCGAAGUCGGGGACGUCGACGGCUCCGAGCUCACGUCGAGCAGCGAGUCUGGCUUCGACGGGGAUGAUGAGCACGACGAGCUACGACGGGCGGCACAGACUCCUGAGGAUACAGCCGGCAGCGUCGCGUCCUCCUGCGAUAGACCGAAGAAGUCAUACGCAGCGGUCGUCGCCUCCUCUCCACCGCGCGCGAACACCCCGCAGUCGAAUACGUUGGUGCCUCAGGCGGUGCAUGCUGCGCCUAUGUUUGGCUCGAAGGAGCGGGACGUCGCCGGGGGGUUCGAGUGGCAGCCCUUCGUGGAGCCUUUGGAUGUGUAG
Dichomitus squalens LYAD-421 SS1 is the source of this 1095-nucleotide messenger RNA. RefSeq lists its product as uncharacterized. Lineage: Eukaryota; Fungi; Basidiomycota; Agaricomycetes; Polyporales; Polyporaceae. The coding region runs from base 1 to 1095 and encodes 364 amino acids. The transcript is spliced from 2 exons. The record is from RefSeq and is a predicted model, not a curated record.